UUCCAACAAAUUAACCCAAUUCGCUUCCUAAUCAUCUGCUGCAGGUAUAGCUGUCAUGCCCCUGCCUGCCUAUUCCGGCCAGUACCCCAGCCCCAGUCUCCUUGCCUUCUGAUGCCUUAAAGCUGGGCCGCAGGUCCUACGAGGUCAGAGCCUCUCAGAUGUCAGAGCCUCUCAGAUGCCGAGCUCCAGAAGCUCGACUCAGGACCAAAGAGCUCUGGCCUAGGGAUCGCCCUUUGUCCAGGGUGUCUGCCCUGCAGAUAGAAGGCCAAAGCCUUGGUCUUGGCAAACCACCCCAUUUGCCCAAAGCCUGGGUGCAGAGACCAGUAUUUUCUGCUGGCUUCAACAGUCUCCCCUGCUGUCUGUGAAAGUUGACCAUUGUUACCCAGGUCAUUGGGCCUCUAUGGUGUCCCUCCAAACCCAGAUCAUCACCACACCCAGGCUGGUUUACUGGAGCCAGCCUCCUCUCUGCCCAUCUGAGGGGACCUAGGGACUCUGCCCCUGGACAGCUGAGCCACCAGCCUCCCUCCCCAAUCCUAAUGAUCCAAACCCACUCCAGGGGGGUUAUCCCCUCUCCCCAUUCUCCCACAUAGACCUUUGCUGAAUUAAAGUUUGUAAGUAAACGGUUUUAAAAAAAAAAAAAAGUAUCAGCUGGCUGGUUCUUGAGAUAAACUGUGGGCCCAGCAAGAUAGCCCAGUAUUAUGGUAAGGACACAUCACCAAACCUGACAACCUGAGUUUUAUGCCUGGGGCCCAAAUGUUUGAAGGAGAGAACUGAUUCCCACAAGUUGUCUGACCUACACAUACAUAUAUUACAGAAGAGCUCUGAGAGCACACAAUUUCCAAAGUUUAAAUUGGGCAUGGUGGCACACGAAUUCGAAGCCAGCCUGGUCUGGAUAGCAAGUUCUAGAACAGUUAAGUCUGUAUAGAGAAACCCUGUCUCACACUCCACAAUUUUUUUUAAGCUUGAGCAUGGUGACACAUAACCCUGAAUUCCAGCAAAGGCACCCGGAGUUCAAGAUCAGCCUGGACUACACACUGGGACCCUGUCUCAAAAUUAAAGGGCUCAGAGGUUGGUCCUGAUUGUUGCUCUUGCAGAGAACCGGAGUUCAGUUCCCAGAUCCCACACGGAACUUUCUGGUGUCCACAGGCACCCACUUGAUGCUCUUGAAUACAUUCGAGCAGAAAACAUACAAUAAGACUCGAGAAAAAUCCAACCACAGGGUGAGGCCGGAAGUCCAGGCUGGAUCCCGGUACAUCACCUCUGACCCUACGCGAUUACAGUGGUAACCUACGCACUGAGCAUGCUCGGUCUUCCGGUCACGUGGCCUAUCAUGGCCGCCUCCAUGGCCCGCGGCGUGAGCGCCCGGGUCCUGUUGCGGGCGGCCGGGGGAUCUUGGGGUGCUGGGGCCGGACACGCGGCCGCGACGUCCAGGAUGUUCGGGACCACAGGCGAGCGGCGCGCAGGCGAGGACGAGGCGGACGGCCCGGAGCUCCCCGGGGAUGCGGUCAACGUGGUGUUCGUGGACCGCUCUGGUCGGCGGAUCCCGGUGAGAGGCAGAGUCGGGGACAAUGUUCUUCACCUGGCCCAGCGCCACGGGGUGGACCUGGAAGGGGCCUGCGAAGCGUCCCUGGCGUGUUCCACCUGCCAUGUUUACGUGAGUGAGGCCCACCUGGAUCUCCUGCCUCCUCCUGAGGAGAGGGAGGACGACAUGUUGGACAUGGCCCCCCUGCUCCAGGAGAACUCGAGACUGGGCUGCCAGAUCGUGCUGACCCCUGAGCUGGAGGGGGCUGAGUUUGCGCUUCCCAAGAUCACCAGGAAUUUCUACGUGGAUGGCCACAUCCCCAAGCCCCACUGACAUGAGGCCGCUGGGCUGCGCAGGGCCAUGGAACCAGAAAGAAAAGCCAUCCCUCCCGGCCCCAGAGCACGGACUGGUCGGAAACGAGAAGUUGGAAGCACAGUGUGAGACAAGAGCUGCCACUGGGAACAAACCAGUGUCCGGGCCCUGAGGGGGACGGGAUGGGUCUCCAUCUUGGGUGUGUCAAUCCACCAGGGAGAAUCGAACUGUAAAUUAAGGAUGGACUUAACCCAGAGCUGCAAUAAAAACUCACACACA
Molecule: messenger RNA, 2113 nt
Organism: Meriones unguiculatus (Mongolian gerbil)
Lineage: Eukaryota; Metazoa; Chordata; Mammalia; Rodentia; Muridae
Gene: Fdx2
Product: ferredoxin 2
Exons: 5
Coding region: 1301-1855 (184 amino acids)
Biological process (GO): P450-containing electron transport chain; positive regulation of oxidoreductase activity
Cellular component (GO): mitochondrion
Molecular function (GO): 2 iron, 2 sulfur cluster binding
Source: RefSeq, a predicted model, not a curated record